UGAAAGCGUCCUUAGGCGACGCCACUAUGAGAUCCGGCUGGGCGGCUCAGAAGCGGCGGCUGCGGGCCGAACAGGGCGACGUGGCCACCAAGAGGACCUGCGGGCAGGGCGCCGGGAUGGUCAAUUUCUGUCCACAAUGUGGACAGAAAGUUGAGGAAAUGUUUCACUUCUGUCCGGCCUGUGGAGGCCGGCUUCCGGUUCCAGAAGAAGAGCCCAUGCAGAUCACUCCAUCUCCUUCUUUAAAAGAAUUAAACCAGGGCAUCCAGGUUGAGCUUCCGCUCUUGCCUCAGAAGAAAAAGGUGGAGAUAGUUUUUCCGAAAAAGGAAAUGUCUUCAACUUUUGUCAAAGCUUCUCCCAAGAGCUCAGUGGCAUCCGUUUCUCCAAAGGCAAAAGGAAAGGCGGCUUUCCGCUCGCCGAAGAAGGAAAGGUGUCCUUGCGUGGAGCCUCUCCCGGAGGGUGAAAUCUUGACAGACCUGAACGAUAAAAAGUGGAGGAUUUCGAAGCUUCUGAGCCAGUCGGAUCGUGGGCUGAUCUAUGAAGCCAAAUUAACGUCGGAACGCUCACCAAAGCACAAAUACACCCUCAAACUGGAUGCUAAAGAGGGAAAGCUGUUUAACGAACAGAACUUUCUACAGAGAGCUGCUAAGAAAGUCGCAGUGGAGAAGUGGAAGAAGCAAUACUUAAUGCCGUUCCUGGGGGUACCUGAAUGUGUUGGUUUUGGCGUCCAUGAGAACAGCUACAGGUUCCUGGUCUUUCCCGAAUUGGGUCGAUCUCUUCAGUCAGUCCUGGACGACAACAAAAACCAGAUGACGGAGAAAGCUGUAUUGCAGUUUGCAGUCAGGCUGCUUGACGUUCUGGAAUAUCUUCAUGAAAAUGAGUAUACUCACGGGGAUCUGGCUGCUGAAAACAUAUAUGUGAAUCCGGCUGAUCUCACUGUGGUUACUUUAGCAGAUUUCAGCUUCGCCUUCCGAUACAGCCCUGGAGGGAAACACGUGCCGCAGAGGGAAUGCAGUCGGACUCCUCACGAAGGCACCUUGGAGUUCAUCAGCCUGGACAGCCACAGGGGAGCUGCUCCGUCCCGUCGAAGUGACCUUGAAUCCUUGGGUUACUGCCUGGUAAAGUGGCUGUGGGGUGCCCUUCCCUGGUCUGCAGACCUGACAGAUCCCUGCGUGGUCACAGACGAAAAAGAGAGGUACAAAGUGGAUAUUAUCAAAAAUCCAAGACUGUCCUCUGGCUGGGGAGCCUUACCAGAAUCCAUACAGAAAUACCUGCAACAAGUAAUGACUUUGGAAUAUGAAGAAAAACCAAACUACGAAGAACUGCGAAUGUUAUUUACGAGGCCUCUUCAGCUGAUGAGAGCAUCGGCCUAUGACUCAGUGGACCUCAGAGUAGCACCCUAGCUUUCAGAAAAAAACUGAAUAAGAAGAGAAAUGAAGAACAAGAAUGAGCUUUACGGGUCUUGAAAAAUGCACUUAAGAGUCGAACUCACUGGAAUGUCUUCACAUUGGAACAGUUGGCAACGUGGUUUGUGUGUGUGUUUGCUUUUUAUUUUCAAUUUUUAAUAGAGAGGGAAAGUGGUUUUCUUGGAAAUGCUGUUAGGGUUUUGCUGUGACCUAUAGCAAGCUAAAGAUUUAUCCAGGGACAUAAUUUAAUUUAAUGCAUUCUGCCAAGUCUUCCUUUGAUAAAUGAUUACUUACACAUUUAAUUUAUAAAGAGUUGUUGUCCAAAUGUUCAACUCAAACCCUGAACCUUUAAAAAAAGGGAGGGAAGGGGAGAAGGAUUGUAAAUAUGUUAAUUUUGUUUUUAAUCUUGCUUUUAGUGUCUUGAAAAGUUCAUCUUAUUCUAUUGCAUAAAUAUUUUAUUCUAUUAUUUUAUCUCUAGUUUAAAGGGUGCUUUGUCAGGCAGAAGGACUGAGAAAAAGGUUUUAAUCUUUUUAACGUGUGCUUUGUUGAUUUUGUAGUAAAAAGUUGUACGGU
Pseudonaja textilis is the source of this 1976-nucleotide messenger RNA. It is a transcript of the gene VRK3, whose product is annotated as VRK serine/threonine kinase 3. Lineage: Eukaryota; Metazoa; Chordata; Lepidosauria; Squamata; Elapidae. Gene Ontology annotation, molecular function: protein kinase activity; ATP binding. Gene Ontology annotation, biological process: protein phosphorylation. The record is from RefSeq and is a predicted model, not a curated record.